AUGCCGCCGAAAUCCGCGCAGGAUGCACAAGGGCUCAGUCCGUUGGAAAAGCAAGUCCAUGGAGCAGCCCUUGCUGCACCUAACAAGACACUCACAGGUGACGAGCUGUCGAGACGCUUUGCCCAAGUGCCCAUCGAAGAGCAACUUCUGGCGAUCAAUGGACUCUUAAAAAAGAACCUGUUUAAUGCACAAAAGGGGCCGGAUGGUAUCCAGUAUGUGGCCGUGUCGAAAGGCGAGGCUAGCCUUCUUGGUAGCAUGGACUCUAACGAACUUAUUAUCUAUAACCAUAUAAAGGAUGCAAGGAAUGAAGGCAUCUGGACCAAGCUGAUCAAAGCGCGUACGAAUCUACACCAGACAAUUAUGACGCGUUGCUUGCGCACACUAGAACAGAAGCAGCUCGUCAAGUCUGUCAAGUCUGUCAAGUUUCCCACACGAAAGAUCUACAUGCUCUAUGAUCUCACGCCGUCAAUCGAAUUGUCCGGCGGCCCGUGGUACACAGACAACGAACUCGAUACUGGAUUUAUUCACGAGCUGUCGAUGGCGUGCUUGCGCUUUAUUCAGUCCAAGUCCUGGCCAAAAGAUGGCCGCUCAUCAGCGCUGUUCCCGGCAUCCCACACACAUCUUUUCCCCAAUGUACACACCGUCCACCGCUAUCUAAAGCAAGCGCGUCUCACCGACACCGAAUUAGAGCCUGAGCAUGUGGCUGCGCUGUUGGAACUUCUCAUAUAUGAUCAGCAGAUUGAAAAAAUUCCCGUCCUGCCCGUGCAGGCAUCAUUGACGAAGCGCAGAGCAUCUCCCUCGUCAUCUUCCUCUUCAGAUGAUGAUAGCGAGCACAGCAGCGGCUCAGACACACCUCCACGAAAACGGAAACAUCGCAGGCGGAAAUCAAAGGCCAGCGAUGACGAAAGCGGCAAUGACGAAAGCGAUGACCAUGACAAGGAGUCUGACGAAGACGUCAAGCCGAAACGUCGUAGCUCACGAAAAGUCCGCAUUCAAGCGUCAGAAUCGACUGAAUCAAGCGAGGAUGAUGAUGACUCUCCAAGCGCAAAAAGUCGUGCUCGCCGACGGAGCAAAUCAGCCAGUCGCCACCGGCGGCACGAGGAUGUGUCUACUGAUUCAGAGAGCGACCAACAAGAAAAUCGACGUCGGCAUCGCCGACGCCGUGAUCGAGAGCGGAAGCGUCGGAAUGAUCGCAACCGUGAUGAAGAAUCGGCUCAUGAGCCUGAAGAAGAAGACCAAAUUGAUACGAGCGCCACACAAGUUCCCUAUGUAUACCGCGCAGUUAAGCCGUUGCUGGAGCCACACAGCAGCAUGAUCUGCACAACCUUCGUCGCCCCCAACUCUACACAGUCAUCUGUAUGCGACCAGUGCAAUACACUUGAUUUCGACGAAGGUGUCAUUUUCGCAGACCCCUUCACUGCUGCUGAUGGACAAGCGGAAGAACCCAAUAUAAAGGACUCUGGCAUAGCGGACGACAAUUCACAAGCACCUCAAUUGGGAUGGCUUGAAUCCAAUCUGAGCUGA
Malassezia globosa CBS 7966 is the source of this 1524-nucleotide messenger RNA. RefSeq lists its product as uncharacterized. The record is from RefSeq and is a predicted model, not a curated record. Lineage: Eukaryota; Fungi; Basidiomycota; Malasseziomycetes; Malasseziales; Malasseziaceae. Bases 1 to 1524 code for a protein of 507 amino acids. The transcript has a single exon. Gene Ontology annotation, biological process: transcription by RNA polymerase III. Gene Ontology annotation, cellular component: RNA polymerase III complex.